This is a messenger RNA of Vavraia culicis subsp. floridensis, 1465 nucleotides long. RefSeq lists its product as uncharacterized. The record is from RefSeq and is a predicted model, not a curated record. The transcript has a single exon. NCBI's taxonomy places the organism in Eukaryota, Fungi, Microsporidia, Pleistophoridae. The annotation marks the transcript as partial.
AAUGAAAUUACACACAAAAGACAAUGGCAUCUUCGAAUUGGAUGCCCUACCCGAUGAUAUGACGUUGCUCAAGGAUUUUAUCACCGAGUACCAGCUUACAACAUCUUCACAACAAAAGCUGGCUCUGCUGUACUACGAGAACAAUGAAUUUGAAAACUGCUUAGAACUGCUAAGGUUUUGUGUAUCGCAGAGCUUGUUUUCUGCCAGUGAUUUGGAAAGGCUGAAUCUUACACUUCUGGCCUUUUAUAUUGAGCAGGGGCAGGGAGACAAGUACUUGGACGAGUGCACAAAGCUGUUUUUGCAGCUAGAGAACACGAAGUACAAGGAUGAAUUGAACUGUAUAAAAGGAUAUUUCUUCCUGUACAAGGAAAAAUAUGAUACUGCACUGUUUUUGCUUGCCAAUGAUGUGUUAGGUAGGAAUUUGAUUCAUCUGUCGAUGAGGUGCCCAGAAAAAGUGGAAACUAGCGAUCCGCUUCUCCAGGGAUACAAAGCUUAUCUUGAGAACGAAGUAGAAACAGCGGUGAAAUAUUUUACAGAAGAGUAUAAAAGAAAUAAAAAGGUGUUUCCCUAUCUCUUGAGACUGGCACCGAACAAGUUCAGCUACAAGGACUCGGAUGAGUGGACCAAGGGAACACCAGAGUAUAAGUUAUGUGCGAAAGAGCAAGACGGCGUGUAUACCGAAGAAGAACUGUUGGAAACUUUCGGUGAUAUCGUAAAGGACGAGUUUCUGUACCAACGAGCCAAACAAUUGCAUCUCAAGGGGCAGUACGAGGAUGCGCUAGAAUAUUAUAUCCAGUGCAGCGGCAGACGAACCGCUGAUUAUCAAUCAAAGAGAAUAUUAGGGCUGCCAUUUGAAGACAAGAAAGAGUUGAGCGAUCUUUACCAGCUUAGAAAGACCAAUGAGGGAGCGAGCAACCCCGUGGAAGGAUUUUCCAGCCUAAAAAGAAUCAAACAAUAUUUGGAUGAUGCGACUUAUUACAGUAACCGAGGGUAUUACGUGUACUUUGUCGAUUAUUACACGGACAAAAUUAAAAAAGAAAUAAAAGAUGAUUUGGAGAUUGAGGACUUUUCUAAAGCUGCGCUUUUAUACUUCAAAAAAGCCCUUGAGACGGCAGAUUCGGAGCAGGAACGGGGCAUUGUGUAUAACAUUCAAAUGUUGGAGCGAGAAAAGGAGUACGAAGACGUGGAGAAUGACUUAAGGUACGCGAUUGACAACGUAAAGAACAAUCCUGAUAGAUCGCUUGCCACGUUUAUCAAAUAUGUGGAGAGUGAAAACAGCCUGAUUGCAGCGAGGGGAGUUGGUGUUGUGUUAGCGAUGAGAAAUGACCCUUUUUGCAUCAAAAUUUUUAAAUAUCUUCAUGAUGACCAUAACCUGAACAUUUUUCUUGAAAGUCAACAGAACAAAGAGAACAGUGAAAAAUAGCACUAAGUUGUUGUUACAGCGUAUUAAAAUAAAUAUUACUGA